Molecule: messenger RNA, 4536 nt
Organism: Plodia interpunctella (Indianmeal moth)
Lineage: Eukaryota; Metazoa; Arthropoda; Insecta; Lepidoptera; Pyralidae
Exons: 1
Coding region: 347-4039 (1230 amino acids)
Biological process (GO): DNA integration
Molecular function (GO): nucleic acid binding
Source: RefSeq, a predicted model, not a curated record
AAAACAUCACUCGUUGCUUCACAUUAGGAAUACACCGUCAACAGCGAGUAAUGUAUGUCAGGUACCAAGUGAAGGAAAUUCUUCAGAAUUAAAUAAAGAAAAAGAAAAACCAGAUGAACCGUGUAAAAAUAUUAUUUCUUGUCAUAUUAGUGCCCAAAGUCACGUUUUACUAGCGACGGCUUUGGUAAGAGCUAUAUCACAAUCAGGCAUAUGCGUAACUUUACGGUCUCUUUUAGACCAAGGUUCUCAAUCUUCGUUCAUAACUGAGGCAGCUGUACAGCUACUUGGUUUGUCGAAGAAGCAAUGCAAGAGUUACGUGUCGGGUUUAGGAGGUGACCAAGAUUCUAUGGUGACGUCAAAAUAUGUCGUCUAUUUUAAAAUUCAAUCACUGAUAAACCCUAGUUUUGUGAUGCAAGUUAAGGCCCAUGUACUGAAAAGUAUCACCACAUUGCUGCCUGACAAGGAAAUUGCAGUGCAGGGGUGGUCAAACAUGCCAGUGUUAAAAUUGGCAGACCCAACUUUCAACACACCUAAUAAAGUUGAUAUACUUUUAGGAGCAGAAGUAUACUGUCAAAUUAUAGAAGAAGGCUUUAUUAGGAGUGGCCCAGAGAUGCCAGUAGCCCAAAAUACUAAAUUGGGAUGGAUUUUAUCUGGAAAGGUGUCAACAACGGGUUAUGGAAAUACUAAAAGUUUUCAUACUACUGUUCGACGCAUGCAUGCAGUAGGAGAAAAUAGUCUAUUGCAAAAAUUUUGGGAACUGGAAGAAGAACCAAAAUUGAGUGAAGAAAGAAAAUGGUCAGAUGAAGAACAGAAGUGUGAAAAGAUAUUCAUAAGCACGACAACAAGAGAUUCUGAAGGAAGAUAUGUCGUCAAGCUCCCUUUUCGGAGUGAAGAUCCGCAAUGUCAAUAUGGUAAUACAUUGGCUAUUGCUUUAAAAAGAUUUGAAUAUCUUGAAAAAAGAUUAUCAAGAAAUCUUGAAUUGAAAAAACAAUAUACAAAUGUAAUUAAUGAAUAUGUUGAGUUAGGUCACAUGGAGAUAAUUCCUGAUAUUGAUAUAAAACCAACAUUUGUAUAUUUGCCUCAUCAUGCGGUGGUGAGAGAAGAUAAGACAACAACAAAAGUAAGAGUUGUUUUUGAUGCUUCGUGCCCUGGAAAAAAUGGAGUGUCUCUGAAUAGUGAGUUGAUGAUAGGUCCAAAAUUACAACCGGACUUACGUCAUAUUAUUAUGCGUUGGCGUAUGCAUCCAAUUUGUCUUUGCUCUGAUAUUGUAAAAAUGUACAGACAGAUCAAAGUUACUGAAAAAGAUGCAAAUUUUCAGUGCAUUGUUUGGCGUGAAAAUCCGGAAGAUAAUGUGAAACAUUUACGCAAUUUAAGGGUUACGUUUGGAACUGCAUCAGCUCCUUAUUUAGCUGUUCGGGCUUUACAACAAGCUGCUAAGGAUGAAGCAGAACAUUUUCCGAACACUUAUCAAAAGGUGUUGGAUGAUUUUUAUAUGGAUGACUUGUUGUCUGGUUGCGAAAAUAUAGAAGAAGGAGAAAAGUUAUAUAAAGAAAUGAAAGAAUUGUUAUGCAGGGCUGGGUUUGAGCUCCAAAAAUGGACGAGUAACAGUAAAAAAUUGAUGGAAACUAUAAAUGAAAAGCAAUUAAAUGAAAAGAUCAAUUUAAAAGUUGAUGCUGUUAUCAAAAUAUUAGGUCUCAGAUGGAAUCAAGAAUCUGAUAAUUUCGAAUAUUCUGUAAAGAUUCCAUUUUCUGACGUAUCUAUCACUAAACGCAAGGUUAUAUCAGAGAUUGCUAAGCUAUUUGAUCCAUUGGGUUGGUUGGCACCUGCAAUUAUUGUUACUAAAAUAUUUAUACAAAAAUUAUGGAUAUCAGGGAUUGGUUGGGAUGAUUUAUUGCCUGAAAAUCUAUUAAAAGAAUGGAUUUCAUAUCGUAACGAACUUUUAUUGCUGCAAGAUGUUACAAUACCCAGAUGGAUGAAUACUUAUCGUAGUGAUAAACAACGAGAGCUUCAUGGGUUUUGUGAUGCUUCAAAUGAAGCUUAUGCAGCUGUAGUUUAUAUGCGUGCAGUCGAUAAAGAAGGCAAUGUAGCAGUUCAUUUAAUAACAUCCAAAACCAAGGUUGCUCCAAUCAAACAGGUUUGUAUUCCUCGGUUAGAAUUAUGUGGAGCUGUUCUGCUGUCUAGACUAUUGCAAGAAGUUUCGACAGUUUUGGAUAUACGCAAGGAAAAUAUUUAUGCAUACACGGAUUCUACUGUGGUUCUAGCAUGGUUAGGUUCUUAUCCCGGUAAAUGGAAAACAUUUAUUGCAAACCGUGUUUCUGAAAUUUUAUCAACUAUGGAUAGAAAGCAAUGGAUUCAUGUAAAAUCUCUUGAGAAUCCCGCUGAUAUUGCAUCACGCGGCGUUAAACCUUCAGAAAUGAAGAAUGCUACGAUGUGGUUUACUGGUCCAUGUUGGCUGAAAGAAAAGCGUGUUAUUAGUAAAAAUGUAGAUGAAACAUUUGAUACAGAUAUAGAAAAAAAGGUCUGUCAUGUUGAAGUUAAUAUAGGAGAAGAAAUUAAUAAAGUUGAAAGUAAGAUUAUUAACAAGUUUUCGUCUUUAAGAAGGUUAGUCAGAGUAAUAAGUUACUGUAGACGAUUUCGUAAAAUAAGAAGUGUUACUGAAAAAUGGUUAACAAGUGACGAAUUGAGAGAGUCAUUAAAUAUAUGCAUAAAAAUAGUGCAAGGUGAAGGUUUCAAGACAGAAUUAAAGGAUUUGAGAAAAAUAGGAUUUGUAAAUAAAAAAAGUAAACUUACUGCUUUGAACCCGUUUCUAGAUGACACUGGAAUUUUAAGAGUUGGUGGACGCUUAGAAAGAGCUCAAUUAAAUGUAUCUGCUAAGCAUCCAAUUAUUUUACCUGAUAAAUCCCAUUUCUCUUCUUUGAUUAUUGCGGAUGCUCAUGAAAAAACGAUGCAUGGUGGACCGCAGCUCACUCUUAAUUAUCUAAGGUCUCGAUAUUGGAUAUUAAAUGCAAAAAAUAAUGUCAAGGCAUUUAUUAGAAAAUGUGUCACGUGUAUACGUUAUGCAGCGAGCACACGAGAUCAACUUAUGGGGCAGUUGCCAAAUGCAAGAGUGGAGAUGUGUAGACCUUUUUAUAGAACUGGUGUAGAUUAUGCUGGUCCUAUAAAUAUUCGUGUGUCCAAGGGAAGAGGAAAUAAGUCGUAUAAGGGUUACGUGUGUUUGUUUGUAUGUAUGGCUACACGCGCAGUGCACCUAGAAGCAGUAAGUGAUAUGACAAGUAGCGGAUUUUUAGCAGCUUUCAGACGUUUUGUUGCUAGACGUGGCUAUUGUGCUGAUUUAUAUAGCGAUAAUGGCACUAAUUUCAUAGGUGCUGCUAAAGAAUUACAGGUGUUGUUUUUAAGCGAGAAGUCUAAUUUUAUAAAUGAAGUAGGUGAGGCUUUAGCAAAUGAUAAUACAAAAUUUCAUCUGAUUCCCCCACGGGCUCCUAAUUUUGGAGGGUUGUGGGAAGCAGGGAUAAAAUCUACUAAAUAUCAUUUAAAAAGAGUGAUCGGACAGUCUACUCUUACUUAUGAAGAGUUGAGCACAGUCCUCACUCAGAUUGAAGCGUGUCUCAAUUCAAGACCAAUUUCGCAAUUAAGUACCAAUCCUCAUGAUCCGUUUCCUCUUACUCCUGGUCAUUUCUUGGUUGGAGAACCGUUGUUACUUGUGCCUGAUGUGAAUUAUGAACAAUCGAAUAUUAGUAGUCUUAAAAGAUGGCAAUUCACACAACGUAUGGUGCAAGACUUUUGGAGAAGAUGGUCCCAGGAAUAUUUAAUACAAUUUCUGAAUAGGUAUCGUUGGGCUUAUCAAAAGCCAGAACCUAAUAUAGGUGAUAUAGUUCUUGUCAAAGAAGACGGUUUGCCACCGGGAAAAUGGUUAUUUGGCUUGAUUGUGCAGAAAUUUCCGGGAAUGGACGGUAUUACACGUGUAGUAAAUAUUAAAUGUAAGGAUUCUGUUAUAAAAAGGGCAGUUAGUAAGCUUUGUGUUCUUCCUGUCACAGAAUAAGAGGUUUUUUUUUAUUAUUUAGUUGUGAAUUAGUGUUCAUUGUUAUGUUUUGUUUAUGUUUCAGUGAGUAAAAUGACUUAUUAAAAAGUCAUUAUUUAGUUAUAGCAUUUGAUGUUGUUAUCUUUUUUAAGUAAGUUGUAAUAAUUUUCACUCACCAUGUGAUUGUGAUUAGAUUACAGUCCACUUUGUUUAUCCAUACUCAUUUCAUGGUGGGUGGUAUCAUAAUUUUGAGUUAUUUUAAUUAUGGACAUUCUGUCCAUGGUGGGCGGAAUGUUUAAACGCCAAUAUUUAAGCUGAAUAUGUGUGUCACUAGAUGGCGAUAUCCAGUUUUAGAACGCGAUAUCGUGUGUCGCUCAUGAAAUUAUAUAGUGCUUCAAAAUAUAUAAAGUUUUUUUGGCUUAACUUUUUGAUCAUUACACGGUUGUCACAAUUCUGAAGUUUAUAUUUCUGUUGGACCUCACGUGUAUUUUUGACAAUCAGCCGAUUGUUCAAUCGUU